CACAACGCAGCGACACACACGUGCAGAAUACGAGGCAGCAUCACUUCCUAUUGCACUUCCUGUCGUUUUCUCACAGAGUGUGAAAAUGGAGAGUUGCAGAAACAGCAAAGAGUUUCUAUCAGCAGCAUUCGCGGUUAACGGGCGUGCGGUUGCCAGGAGAGACGCGCUGUAACGGCAGAGCGGCACGGGCUCUCCCGCGCCAUUUCCUCGUCUCGAGCCGUGGGAUGUCGAGCAGCGGCUCGGGCUCUUCUUCCUCGCGGAAGGAGUUCGACGUGAAGCAGAUCCUCCGUAUCCGAUGGAGGUGGUUUGGUCACCCCGCGGUUCCUCCGCCUCACUCCCCGCCGCUGGGAGACUACUUCGCCGGGAGGAGAGCGGGCGGCAGCGCGGGGGACGGACCUUCAGUCAGCGGCAGCAGCAGCAGCAAUUCUAAUUCAACCAACGUAACCCCGAGCGUGGGGAGUCACGGCGGUCUGGUGGCCAGCGGCAGCGCGGGGUCUAACCUGUGUAACGGCAGCAGCAGAAAGUUUGCUGAUCCGGCAGGGAGUCGGGGCGGUCCGGGAGGCGCGGCAGCGGGAGCGACGGGCAGCUCCUGUCCCCGCUCCUUCAGCCAGCCAGAGUGUAGGAGCUCCACGGCGGCGUUGUCCUGGGUUUCCCCGCCUCCCCAUCGUCGCUCCCGGCCGGUGACGAGCAUGGAGCUCCCCGGUGAGGCUCAGCUUUUGCCCGAGCCCUCAGCUCAGGUCGGGGAGGAGGAGGAGGCGGCGGCGGCGGCGGCGGCACCGUCAGCGUCGGGCACCGAGGAAACUAACAACCACCCGGAAACCGACUCCAGCUCCUGCAGGACAUCUAACAGCAGCGCCACCCUGUCCUCGUGCGUGUCCAUGGAGCCCUGUGCGUGUCCAGAGGACUCUAUGUUCACCGCUCUGUCCCACGCCGAUGUCACCUUCUCCAAGAUGGAGGGUUACCUGAGGUCUCGACAGCUGUGCGACGUCGUUCUGGUGGCCGGAGAGAGGCGGAUACCUGCACACAGAUUGGUCCUCUCAUCCGUGUCUGACUACUUUGCAGCCAUGUUUACCAGUGAUGUCAGGGAAGCCAAGCAGGACGAGGUGAAGAUGGAAGGAGUGGACCCUGAUGCAUUGUGGGUCCUGGUGCAGUAUGCAUACACAGGCCGUCUGGAGUUGAGGGAGGACACCAUCGAGUCUCUGCUGUCGGCGUCCUGUCUGCUCCAGUUGACGUCGGUGGUUCAGGCCUGCUGCUCGUUCCUGAUGAAGCAGCUCCACCCGUCUAACUGUCUGGGUAUCCGCUCCUACGCCGACGCCCAGGGCUGCCACGACCUGCAGAGAGCCGCCCACGCCUACACCAUGGAGCACUUUCUCGAUGUUGUGGGAGGCCAGGAGUUCCUGCUGCUCCCGAUGGAGGAGAUGGAGAGGCUGCUCACGUCUGAAGACGUGAACGUGCCCGACGAGGAAACCGUGGUAACGUCCUUGCUAACGUGGGUCGGACACGACGCUGCCACGCGGCAACGUCACCUGCCGAUGCUGAUGGCUCACAUCCGACUGCCUCUGCUGCAGCCGCAGUUUCUGGCAGACCUGGAGUCAAACCCUCUGCUGCGGGACAGUAUCGAGUGCCAGCGGCUGCUGAUGGAGGGGAUGAAGUAUCACCUCUUGCCCCAGCGGCGGCCCCUGCUCCAGAGCCCCCGCACUCGUCCCCGCAAGGCCACCGUAGGAGCCAUGUUUGCUGUCGGAGGCAUGGACGCUACAAAAGGUGCGACCAGUAUCGAGCAGUACUGUUUGCGUCAGGACACGUGGAGGCAGGUGGCCACCAUGAGUGGGCGGAGACUUCAGUUCGGUGUAGCUGUCCUUGACGGUCGUCUGUACGUGGUGGGCGGCCGAGAUGGACUCAAGACCCUCAACACUGUGGAGUGUUACAACCCGCACAGCAAGACCUGGAGCGUCAUGCCUCCCAUGUCCACGCACAGGCACGGCUUAGGUGUAGCUGUCCUAGAGGGGCCCAUGUACGCGGUGGGAGGACAUGACGGCUGGAGCUACCUCAGCACUGUGGAAAGAUGGGACCCACAAGCUCGCCAGUGGAGCUUUGUUGCAAGCAUGGCGACGCCCAGAAGCACAGUGGGAGUCGCUGUACUCAAUGGCAAGUUAUAUGCAGUAGGGGGUCGUGAUGGCUCGUCCUGCCUGCGAUCAGUGGAGUGUUUCGACCCACACACCAACAGGUGGAGUGGUUGUGCUCCAAUGGCUAAAAGGCGUGGAGGUGUGGGCGUGGCCACAUGGCACGGCUUCCUGUACGCCAUCGGAGGUCAUGAUGCUCCAGCUUCGUCGCUUGCCUCUCGGCUUAGUGACUGUGUGGAGAGGUACGACCCUCAGACGGAUGUGUGGACGGCAGUCGCCCCCAUGAGUAUUAGCAGGGAUGCUGUCGGAGUCUGUCUCCUUGGCGACCGUCUCUAUGCUGUCGGCGGUUACGACGGGCAGGUGUACCUCAAUACCGUUGAAGCUUACGACCCGCAGACUAAUGAAUGGACACAGGUAGCGCCUCUGUGCGUGGGCAGGGCGGGAGCGUGCGUGGUGGCUGUCAGACUGUGAAAACAACAACAUCCAGUGAUGGACUUGGUAUGAUGCGGCUCAGAGAACCCUCCUCUUCACCACCGCUGACGUGCAAACCCAUCUGCCUGGCAGCAUGUGAGCGCCACCAGGAAGUGAGAGACUGAUUACUGAACACACUUCAGGUGUCAGACCUCGACAGAAGCACACUGAACUCUCCUGUAACGGCUCCCUAUCAUUUUUAUUUUAUUUUAUGUUUAGGGUCGUUGUUGAGUGUCGGCGUUUCUGAUGGAGUCUUCACAUUACAAACUUUUUGUUAACCUCUCCUGUAGAAGUGAACUACCACCGACGCCCGUGAUGAAGAAGAAUCUGCAGUGUUUGUGUGAGCAUGACAGAACAGCUGUCUCGAGGUGUUUUUUUUCCCUCCCUUGCCUGUUAUAUUGUUCCUGCAGACAGCGUAGGACAAACACACACACACACACACACACACACACACACACACACACAUCCACAGACCUACACGGCUGCUUUCAGCUUCUUCUAUUUCUGUUGACAAAAAAGUGAGACGGAGAGAGAGAGAGAGAGGUUGUCAGGACGGCUGAGAUGCCUCAUCAUUUUAUGCUUUCACUUUUCCUAACAUGAACUGAUAGUGUGCAUUGAUGCUAUUUUAACAUAUUCCCUGUUAUUUUAUGCUGCAGUCUGCAAGCGCUCUGCUCCCGAUUUCUAUCCUGCUCCUUCUCCCUGACAGUUUAAAGAAAGACUUUUGACAUAAUCAGCACAACCUUAUGAGCUGCAGUACUGUAAGGAACGCUGAUGCCUUUUUAGACAAAAACACAUCAUGAUGCUUAAUCUUGAUAUUCCUCUGAAGCAAACAGAGUGUCAGUAAUGUGCAGCUUAUUUUAGAUUUUUAACAAGCUACAAAUGCAAAUUAUUCCACCUCUUCCUUUUAUCUUCUGUUGUUUAACGUCAUAUUCUCGCUUUUGGUUUCACAUAUUUGAGCUGCAAUGAGGUUCACAGCCUGAGUCAUAGAGAGCGUAAAUGUGGCCCUGCGUUGAGAACCUGAAUGGAAAAGGCUCACCUCUUUCCAGGCUCAGCGUCUGUCCCAUCUGUAAGUGUGUGAUUGUGUGCGUGUACAUGUACAUGUGUUCAGUUGUUCAGAAACUGCAGAGAGUAUAUUUUUAUCUCAAAUGAGAAUCUUCCCCUCUCUCCACAAUUCCCCGCUGCUUUCUCUUCAUCCCCAUUUUCCCACUUCAUCACCACACACACACACACACACACACACACACACACACACACACACACACACACACACACACACACACACACACACACACACAGCACUGUGUUUAAGGGGCAGAAUUGGAUACAAGGACAGAAAUGAACAACAGACCAUAUAAUGAGACCCUGAAUUUAAUAGCGCUGGUUCAGCCGAUGUAACGUUUUGUUUGAUGUGGAGUUCAAAGCGUUAUUAGAUUUGAUGCUGCUGCAGACACACAAUCAGACGUCAACGGAGAAAAUGAGUUUCGACCUCAUGCGUUCAUGUUUGAGUAAACUUAUUGUACAUGUCAGGAAACCGGAAGAAUACAAAUCCGCUGACUGCAGGCGCAGAACAGACACGUGCCACAGUCAUUCAAGCUGUAUACGUAAUUGUGUGUUUCCCCUCUGUGGCUAAAUCUGCUCCUCCCAUUUUGUUUGUGUGUUUGUGUUUGUGUGUGUGUGUGUUUGUGUGUGUGUUUGUGUGUGUGCGUGUGUGCUUAGUGUACAGAAAAGCAGCUCCUGACAGUGAGAGGCAAAGCAGGCAUCCUGUCUGAACUGACAGAUCUAGAGCUAAUGUAGCCCCCAGGAUGCUCUUCAGAAACACACAUGGACCGUUCACAGAUACACGGACACACACACAUAAACACAAACACACACACACACACACACACACUUAAGCACACAGCCGAAAGCCAAGCGCCCCAGGAGCCAGGGAAGAUUGAAAAGCCUCCCGUAUUUGCCAGCAUGACAUCUAAAAAGCAGAGAGAGGGGCGGGCGUGCGAUUCCCCAAAGCUGAGCGGAUGUUUAUUCAGGCCGAAUGCACGACUGCAUUAUUCUAUUUUCUUCUUCUCCUGCAAACCGCCGAAACCUGCUCGCUGCUUAUUUAGAGACUCGUUCUCCUCAGAGCAGAUGAGAUGAGAGCAGAGGUAAAUGUGUCGCCUCCACUGUGUACAGUCAGAGAGUUUGAAUUCAGUCAGAGGUCAAAUACAUCCCUGUUUCCAAAAAACAUUUGGAUGUUGUGUAAAAUGUAAAUUAAAACAGAACGAUUUGUAAAAAACGUAAACCAUUUGCAGAGGGCGUGGUGAACCUUAUUUUUAACCUGUGCAUUUGUGAGGCGGGAGGCUAGACAAAGAGGGUUUGAAUGUUUUCUGUUGACCGCCAUCGUUAUCGAAUUUAUCGUAAUGAUCAUCUCCUUCUGGACUUUUUGUUUAGAAUCAUUUUUUCAGGUUUUUGUUUAAUAAAUCUACAAACAUAUCUAGACUUUGAAUUUGAUUUGGAUAAUUCUGAUUUUUUUGGACAUUUUACACAAAGUCCCAACGUUUAAGGAAACAGAGUUGUAUAAAAAACGACAUUCCAAAUCAAUCUAUGUAUUUAGUGUAUAUGAUGUACAUAAAUAAUAUUAAAUCUGUAUGUAGUCUUAUUGCUUUAUGCUGUAGCCUACAGCACACAGUAGAAGUGCAGAGUGUUAUUGUGUGUUUCACUUUGUCCCAUGAAUUCAAACCAAGAAGAGACAAAUGAAGCAUGUACAGCUGCUCAUCUCCUCCUUAAGUACCAGCAUAUAACACCUCCUCUUCUACAGUAUAAAUACGGGAUGUACAAUAUAUCUAUGUGCUGCUGUAAUAUGCUGUUAUCUGUCUUUUUAUACAGUAAAGUCCAGAUGUGAUUGAA
Labrus mixtus (cuckoo wrasse) is the source of this 5474-nucleotide messenger RNA. RefSeq names its product kelch-like family member 5 (gene klhl5). Gene Ontology annotation, molecular function: protein binding. NCBI's taxonomy places the organism in Eukaryota, Metazoa, Chordata, Actinopteri, Labriformes, Labridae. The coding region runs from base 225 to 2591 and encodes 788 amino acids. The record is from RefSeq and is a predicted model, not a curated record. The transcript is spliced from 14 exons.